Molecule: messenger RNA, 7785 nt
Organism: Phymastichus coffea
Lineage: Eukaryota; Metazoa; Arthropoda; Insecta; Hymenoptera; Eulophidae
Product: general transcription factor 3C polypeptide 1
Exons: 15
Coding region: 251-6865 (2204 amino acids)
Biological process (GO): transcription initiation at RNA polymerase III promoter; 5S class rRNA transcription by RNA polymerase III
Cellular component (GO): transcription factor TFIIIC complex
Molecular function (GO): DNA binding
Source: RefSeq, a predicted model, not a curated record
GAUGCUUGGAGCAUAAAUUAACAUUAGGGUUGGCAACCUAGCUUCACCAUCGUUACUCUGGUCCGUGUGGUUAUAGCUAAUUGGCUAAUAUAGCUGAAUAGCUUGUGUUGUGUACAACAUCGGAACCUUUGACAAUCACAUCUUUUUAAUUUCGAGAGAUUAUAGGCGCAUAAUAAAGAUACGUUAAAUUAGUAUGGACUGUAAAAAAAGGUGUUGAUUAUUGAUAAUAUUGCUACAUUUUCUAGCAAAGAUGAACAUGACAAAAUCUAUUGGCUUAGUUGAAAUAUUAAUUGAUGAGAUUGCUUUAGAAGGUUUGGACGGAAUAACAUUGGAAGCAUUAUGGCAGCGAUUAGCUAUGAGACUUGGUGAUACUCUUCCAUUAAAAAAUGCUUUUAUGCAACAAAUAUGGAUAAUUUGUUUAGAAUUGCAUGACUUUAAAUUUUUUGAAUUAGAAAAUGCCAGGGAGACUUUGGUAAUAUUUGAUCGCUAUGAGCUAGAGUAUAUGAGCUCAGAAGUAGAAAAAGGAUAUGAUCAACGAGACAUUUAUCCUCAUUGUCCAGUUGAGGAUGUUAAGCUUGGUAUUAAAGGCUCUUGCUCCACUUAUCAUUCUCGUAAAGAUGUAUCUACUAUAGUAAAAGAUUUGACUCUAUGCGAGGUUAUUGAAAAAUAUGGACAGAAAUUAGUUAUUGUUGCUAGUCAAGAUUUGAGAGAAAAUGCUUUAAUAGAUAGUACAGUGAGUCCUAUUAUUCAGCUAUCACUACCACAUUAUUGUCUUUUGGAACGAAUUGGUAGAACAAGAAAAAUGGGAGAGAUAUCAAUAAAAAAAUCUGCUCACAUAAAAGAAGAUGCCAAAACCUUAUUCUACAUGAGAAAAGUUCUAUUGGAGCAAGGAUUGAUUAGAAAGCAAGUUUAUUAUCAAGGUACUACAGGUGCUGCUUAUAAUGGUCAAAAUAUAGGAACAUUAAUACACCUUACUAGAUUUUACAACGUAAGAAAGCCUAAAGUAAUAAUGUGGGCUGAACAUCUUAUCAACUUUCUUAAAUCAAAGGAAAAUUAUGCUGCUGAAUACAAUGAAGUUAAAACUGAACUAAACUUGGAUUAUUCUAUUAAAAAAUUUUUCAAAAUUCAAAUGUUGCAAAAAGUUUUCAGAACUGAUUUGAAAGUACCUUAUAGAUCAUAUUACCCAAAUCAUUCAGACAAAGAAUGGCAUGUGAAAGCUAAUGCAAGCAAAGAAAGAAUAAUUAAGCUUGUUACAUUAACAGAUCCAAAUACAGAAAUAACUGAUAUCUGGCGUACUGAAGAAUCUAAAGAAGACUGUGACUUUUGUCAACUAGAUAUUAGAAAUCAUAAGUUAUAUACACCAUUCUUGAAACAGAUUUAUGCUGCUGUUGAGUCAAAAGAAAGUAAAGGAGCUAGCCAGUCCGAGCUUGCCACAGAAAUGGGAUUCCCAAAAUUAAUAGGUCGGGCAAUACUUCGGAAUCUUGACAAAUCGAAAAUUGUAUCUUCAUAUGUAGAUGAUGUUGGUAGACAAAGAACCAAAAAAUUUGUAUCAAAAAAAUUUGAAUCGCAAAAUUUUAGAAAGAAACAACUAGAAAACGAAAUUAUAAAAAUAAAGAAAAACAUUGACUCUGUAGUAGGAGAAAAAAGGAAACCAAGUAUAACCAGAGGCAAAGAAAGUGAAGUUACAAAAGUUGUUAUUCAGCAUGGUCUAGAAUCUAACGAAAAUAUUUUAUUGGCAAAUAUUGAUUCAAAAAAUGAAAAUGCAAUUAAUAAAAAUAAUCAAGAUCUGUUAUCAAGGGCAAAUAGCAUACUCCGGAAAUAUAAAAUAACAAAAACUAGAAAUAAAUAUAAGUAUACAUCAUUAACGAAUAUUAAAAAGACAUUAGGAAUAAAUUACAAAUGCAAUGAAAAAUUACCUUUAAAUGAGAAUAAUAGUACAAAUACAAUUAAGAGUCAGCAGACUGAAGGUAUUCAUGAAAGUGAUUUUUAUAAAAUGAUAGAAACAAAUGUGAUUAUUCAAAAACCAGAAUGUAAGAAGAAAUCCUCAAAAGUCGCUGUUGUUGGAUUUAUGAAAGAUGUGCAAGACUCUGAUAAUUUGCAAUCAACUGUUUCUUAUAGAUUAAUACGCAGAGCAAACUUAAUCUUAGAUAGUGUAAAAGAGCAUAAGAUAAUUGAAGAUACGCAGAAAUUAAUGAAGUACAUAAACAAAGAAGAAGAUAAAGAAGGUCUUGAUGUUAGAAUGGAUAAAAAUUCACUCAUCAGACUCUUGCAAAAAUUAUCAGAAGAUAAUUUGAUUAAGUACAUCAAAUUGGUGUUAAGAAAUAAGAAUCAUACAAAAGAAAAAGUUGUCAAUUUUAUCUGUGAUCCAUCUGUAAACGAAGACGAUACAGUAAUUCAGUCGGCGAUUGAACAAGCCAAAUUAAAAUUUUGUAUGAUGGAAACAAAUAUAUUAAAUUUAAUUGAUGGUGAAAAAAAAGUAUCCACAGUUGAUAACACAGAAUCAAGUACGAGAAAAUCGGAAGAAGGCAAAUACAUUAUUUAUAGAAACGAUAGUUUAGGGAAAAAAUAUGGAUACUGCCCGAAAUUCGUGCGUUUGAAGGCAAUGCAUAUAUUUUUAUAUUAUUUAAUUUACGAUCAUACUGAAAAACCAGAAUCAAAAAGUGAUUUUUUUGAACAUCUCAGACAACAAGGAUACUCGUCAGAUGAUUUACCCGAUAAAAAUGUUGAUGUUUACAGCAAAGAAAUUAACUGGAAAAUGUUAAUUCCACCUCUACCUAAACAUCGAGGUUAUCCAAAAGGAUGGGCAUUAAUUCGUGAUAUAUUGUUGCGAAUGCCUUUGUCUAUUUUUGUCAAAGUUCACAAUGUGAAUUUCGAAGUACUGGGUUUACAAGAGUACCUCAACCAUCCAGUGAAAAAACACUUUUUGAUGAGAGACAUACCGUCAGCUAUUCGUAAUUUAUUAUUUUUGAGGCGCAAGUACAUGUUUAGUGUUCACGAACUCGUGACGAGGUUGUGUUUUUUGGGUCUCGUGCAGUUUGGACCACAAAUGUUGAAGGAGAAAGAUCAAGUUUUUAUUUACCUCAAUCGUAAGACUGAACUUCUCGACACGACAUCAUCCGCAGCUGGUUAUCACAAAAUUGAGGACAAGCCUUAUCCAGUGAUUAAAUUUUGUUUCUCCACAAUGGCUGAAGUCGAACGCUAUUGGUACGAAAUGUGGAAUACGUGUAUCAACACUGAUUUGGGAGGUCGCAAUGUAGUAGAAGGCAAAGACAUCCUCUUGGAGGAUCUCCCGCGUAAGCCUGAAAUGAUUGAAGCUACCAGAGUAAAAACUGUCGCGGAAGCAAUAGUCGACGACAUAGGUUUCGUGCCCGGAGAUCGCAAAGGUGCAGCCGGCAUUGAUUCCGCCUUUUUCUCUCAUUUGAAAAGAAAUUGGAAUUGGAUAAAUGCCGUUCAGCAAAGCAAGCCUAAAAAACCAAACUGGCCCACGCAGACGGUCAAUCUGACUAAAGCAAGCAUUCGCUAUCGUGCCUCUCAUCCUCGCAAAGUACUUCAGACAAAGAAACGAUCAAGUCCAGUAAAACAUGGUCAAGGAAAAACAGGUACAGAUUCAUCAAAAUUUGUAGAAAAGACAAAGACGAAGCGUCACGUUCCUUUGAACUUGUCUUUUGUACAGUCCAGUAAACCAUCAAAGGUGAUUCGUAAGGUUUUGCCACGAAAACGAGCUCUACGCAAUCGCGUUAAGUACGAUGAAAUAGACUUUAGCGCUCUGCAACGCAUGGAUAAGCUUCGAGUUGACUGGGAGCAACACGAGGACAACAUUUUGCUGGUAUGCAAAGUCGCGAUGGUCUAUCUUUGUCCAAAUCCAAGACGCAAUCCAGUUACUUUUACAGCGAUAAGAGAUGUUUUGCGCUCCUAUUCAUUCACAUCGUACAAUAAAACGUCAAGGGCAUGUCAGAGAAGACUACUUUACAUGCUGAAACAGCCAAAAACGGUCAACAGUGUUCUAUUAGGAGUUGAAGAGAUUAAACAAGAUUACCAUGUGAACAAACGAUUUGGUGGCCUAAAUGAAAAGCUAAGAAGCGAAAGUGAAAGUGUUAUGGAGUACGAGAAGAAAAUUGAAAAAGUGUUUAAAGAUUUGGUUACCUACAUCGCUAAAAAAUAUUAUAACAUAUCGGAUAUGGAGCACCGAGAGCCGAUAAUACUUCCAAAAACUAUUCAAGAGUUCAACGUCUUUCACAAAUUGAAGCUACCUACUAAAACAAUCUCAUCUCCUGGAGUUUCCAAAGAAGUUAGGGACAUCACUGACAUACAUACAGCCACAAUCAACUCUGUCAUUCACAGUUCCAUGUGUUGUGGUAAAGAACGGAGAUCUUGGGCCUAUCAACUGUUUCGAGUAUAUCAGCAGUAUCCAGAGUAUCUACUGAGAAGUGCUAUGCUGAAAAUUCGUGCCGAUCAAAUGGUCACUAUGAAGAAAAGUUAUAUGUCUGCCUACAAAAAGUUUGGCAAUUGCAUGCCGAUGAGUAGUUCUCAGUAUCAACUAAGUUCAGCUUACUAUUACAAGUUCCGGACAAAAUGGCCCUAUGAAGUAUUUUCUGAAUCUUAUGAAAUGUUAAUGCAGCUGUUAGAAAAUUAUAUUGAAAGGCAAAGCAAAGAUAUUAAUGGUGUUGAAGUGAAACCAGGUCUCGGGGGUAUGGUAGCAGCAGUCUACGAUUUUCUGGGUGCCAAUAACAUAGACAUUGACACCGAGAUUCCUGACCAAAUUAUCAUGCUUGAUCCAGGCUUGCCAGAAAAGGACGAAGUCUAUCAAAGAAUAGCAGUUCGAUAUCAAAGUAUUUUAAAUGGGCUUAAUUCGGAGUCUGUCGAUGAUGUAAAGAGCACGGUAAAUGAAAAUAAUGAAUUGAAUGAAGCCAGACAGACAGAUAUGGUUGAUGAACAACAAAAUUUCGUUGCAGUUCGUUCCACAAAGCGAAUGGCGGAAGAAUAUCACCAAAAUCUGAAAGCUAAACGGCUAAAAGUUAGUAAUGACGAGGAUAAUUUGCGACGUGAGAAAGAUCAAGCGGAAGUUGAAAUGAAAAUCAGAACAGAGGAGAUAAAUAUUGUACAAAAUGAAGCGCCAAAAACCAGCUCUCCAGAAGAAAAUGCUUUAACGAGCGAACCUAUGGUUAUCAAUUGCUGUAAUGAUGAACAAAAACUCGAAAGCCUUUUGUUUGAAAGUCAGUCUUGGACGCAUCAUAUUUUGGAUUUGCAAUCUUGUGCUGAUAAAGAUUUAGAAACUAAUCUAGGCAUACCAACAGUGCAAAAUAAUAGUACAAAUUCUUUAUCUAUUAACCAUAUGCAAUCGUUUUUAGAUUAUAUUUCUAAUAAAGAAGAUUUGUCAUGCUCUGAAAGUAAAGGUACAUACAUCAAAGUAAACGAACUUGUAAAAAAUGUUGCCAAUUGGGAGGCUAUGGAAGAUCUUGAGAGUCGCAUUGAAGUUCAAGAUGUACGAACACGACAAACACGUAUUGCCAUGUUGAGGAUGCGUGAAGAGUUACACGAUCUUACUUUUCAUGAUAGCCACCAUGCUCACGAAUAUUUUGUUGUCAACUCAUUUAAAUUGUUCUCAUCUCUCAAGGUAACUGAAGGACUUGAAAACCCCACAACAACUUAUAAAGGUAUGAAUUUGCCAAAAGCAUUGUUACCUAUUAACAUCGAAAUAGCUGAUAAAAUAUUGGAAGAUAUUAAGAAAUUUGCGGUUUUCCCUAAAAAUCCCAUUCCCUAUCAGAACUUCGAAACAGAAAUGAAAGCUAAUGAAAAAUUCGACUGGAAUGAAGUAAACAACAUUUGCAAAUUCAUAAAGAGCAAAGAAGAGUUUGGCGCAUCUCUGCACGAAUUAGUGACAAAUUUCAAUUACCUCAAAAAUACCCUGGCCGAUAUUUUGGUAUUUUUAUCGGAAAAACGGAUUGUUUUACGUGCUGGAAUAAUUGCCGUGCGUUACAUAUAUCAAAAAUUUACAAAUCCUUGGAUUAUUCAUUCGUACAAAAUACUUCGCCUAGAAAAAGAAUCUCAUCAGUCAUUGCCAAGAGGCAGCGUUUACGUUCUAGAUAACGACGAAAGCACACUUGGCAAAGAAAAAGAAAACAAUAGAGUCACUACAGCAGCAAAUUUAUUUUAUAAUACUCCAAAGUCUCAUGCUAAUGAAAUUUCUACCAAAGCUUCUAAUAUUUUUGUUGAAUCUUCUAAAAAACCUUCUGAAACAAAUGUCACAGAAAACACAAAUAAUAAUAAGAUUAUGGAAGCAAGUACUACUAUUAGCAAUUCAGACGUGAUUAAAAUGAAUAAUUCUGAAGAAAUUAAGAAUGAUAAUGUUAACGAUGUCAAUGGGAAUGCGGCAAGUCUGAAAAGGCUACGUCGAAACAGAACUGUACUUUUGAAACCAAAAGAUAUUUAUCGAGCAGCUAAAUUGUUGGAUUUCAACACCGCUGAAGAAAUAAAGGUAGUUAUCAAGCCUUGGAUAAGAAUUGAUGGUGUUUUAAAUAGACGAGUUCUAGAUCGUAUGCUUGGAGCAGUUUUAUGUUACUGCUUUGAAAAACCUGGUACAUCUCUUACCAAUGUACAAAAUAGAUUCACACCUGCUAUACAACCUUAUCAUACGAGAGAAUUAAUAGAGAUUUUAACUAGACUUGGCUGUGUGAUCAUGUCAGUUCAAAAAAUGUCCAAAGUAACUUUAUUUUCUCGACCAGCUAAGCUUGAUAUGACUGGAAAUCCUGAUUUGACUGCGGAUAGCGAUUCUGUUUUUAUUAAGCCUACAAUACUAUCAACAUUAAAAUUCGGAAUGUUUUUGAGUAACAGAUCUUACAAUUUGGAUUUUUUAUCCACUUUGUAAACAUACAUUCGUUGUAAAUAUGUGCGUUGGUGUUAUACUAUUUAAUUUUACGUAAACUUCAUAUUUUUCUAAUAAAGUAAUUUAUUGAUUCUCAUUAUCUUAUUUGUUACUUAUAUACUCCAACAUUCAACAUAAAGCCUUGUCUACGAGUAGACUUUAAGAUUUUUCACUUUAACUUUCAAACUCCAAUUGUAUAAAAAAAUGCAAUAUUAGAAAUGAAUAUUUUCGAUAAAAGGCGCAAAAAAGUAUACCUAACUAAUAGUUAAUUGAUUUUCGAUUGAAAAUUGUAUGAAAAGUAAUUAAUAGUGAACGUUAAUAGUGAACGCAACCUACUUAAAGUCAAUGCUUAGACAAGGAGUCACAUUAUAAUAAUUGUAAGUCUUAGACAUUUAAAAGUUACAAUCUUCAUUUCUAUCUUUAAAAAUUUUAGAUAAAAUAUUGACUUCCCGUGUUUCCACAUUCGCAUGUAAUGCAGUAAUCAAGCACAGUACUCCCAAAUACUAACCAAAGUACUAAUUUAAUGUACCCAUAAAUGCAAUGGAAUCAAGUCGAAAACAAACUCUUUUGAAUGAGAUCAAAUCUAUUCGAAACGGUUGAUUCACGUCAGAGAUAUGCGAAAACAUGAUAUAAGAAAAAUUAUCUCGAUUACAGAAGCUCUUUCGUUUUCUAUUUUAAGUCAAAAAAAAAAUUACUUAGCAGGAAAAUGAUUUCCGAAAAUUACUGAAGCAUAGAAUGGAGAAAUAGAAACUAUUUAAUAAAGCAAUCUUGAAUUGAAAAUUAGUCCAAAAGUUGAAACUUGUGUCUAAUUUCAAAAGUUUUUAUACAAUCAGUGUACUACAAAUACUUGUUCAGAGAUAUCAUGAUUUUCAUACACAGAUAUCUUACAAGAUACAAUUUUGUUUAAUUUUAAUACAAAAUUA